Molecule: messenger RNA, 568 nt
Organism: Bombina bombina (fire-bellied toad)
Lineage: Eukaryota; Metazoa; Chordata; Amphibia; Anura; Bombinatoridae
Product: cytochrome c oxidase copper chaperone
Exons: 4
Coding region: 119-322 (67 amino acids)
Biological process (GO): mitochondrial respiratory chain complex IV assembly
Cellular component (GO): mitochondrial intermembrane space
Molecular function (GO): copper ion binding; copper chaperone activity
Source: RefSeq, a predicted model, not a curated record
CACGCGUUUUGCACAUGCGUAGUGUAACAUAUCUUGACCUUACAUCAGUGGAGGCCCACGUGAGAGGAGAGAUUGCAAGAAUCACCUGUUUAGGGUUAAAGCCUGCUCUUAUCUGAAGAUGUCCAGUAUGGCAGCAGCAAGCUGUGAGUCCACGACUCCCGGCUCAGACAGCCAAGAGAAGAAACCAUUGAAGCCUUGCUGUGCUUGCCCAGAGACAAAAAAGGCUCGGGACACCUGUAUCAUUGAAAAGGGCGAGGAGCAUUGCCAGCAGCUGAUCGAGGCUCACAAAGAGUGUAUGAGGUCUCUGGGCUUUAAAGUGUGACCCUAUUGUGCCUCGCUGAGUGUGUGAGUGGGAGUGCUUUUAUAUGCGGAAUCUUAACUUAUUUCUUCAACUGCUGGAGCCAAAAUACAAGAAGGCGACUUUAUGGGGACAUGAUAAAGGGAGCGCGCUGCCUGUGAUCCUUUGCUAAAGUGUGUGUUUGUUUAGGGUGUGUGAGACUCAUUUCUCUGCUUGCAAACAGAUGCAAUGUAUAGUCUAUUCUUUUAAUAAAGAAUCCAAAGCGUUCAA